Molecule: messenger RNA, 1882 nt
Organism: Mytilus trossulus (common blue mussel)
Lineage: Eukaryota; Metazoa; Mollusca; Bivalvia; Mytilida; Mytilidae
Product: thyrotropin-releasing hormone receptor-like
Exons: 1
Coding region: 600-1865 (421 amino acids)
Biological process (GO): G protein-coupled receptor signaling pathway
Cellular component (GO): membrane
Molecular function (GO): G protein-coupled receptor activity
Source: RefSeq, a predicted model, not a curated record
AAAACAUUCAACUUAAUGAUCACAAACAAAGUUGAUUGGCAUAAACUUAUUAUUUACAGCGUACUUCAAAGUAAGAAGCUACAUAAUGGUCGAAAGAAAACCUUGAGUAUCCUUUUGGUUCAAGAUGUUCUAGAUAAAGUGACUAAAGUCAUUAAGCAUAUGGAUCCACUUAUAACGAAAUGACCACACUAGCUAAAAGGUUACUCUUCAAGCUAUAUAAUUAUUGUUCACAAAUGUAUCGCCAAUUACAAAUAACUACAAACAGAAAACUUAAUUAUGACAAUGUGGAAAAUGCUAAUUGUGCAUAGUAACGAUCUUCACGAUCAGCGUUGAUUUAUGCUAAACGUUACAUUAAGGACGUACAUUGUACUAGUACUAUUACUAGGAAUAAAUUAGUACUUGAAAAAUUGUAGUGAAAAAAUAUUUUUUGCUGAAUUCAAAAUUUUAAUUUACUUCGCUACUGCAGAUAUAUGGAGUUGUUCAUGCAUUUUGACGAUAUAUUUAUAAUAUUAAAAUAGUAUAAUACGUAUGCGGGUAACUAAUGCAUGAAAUAAAUCAACUACCUUACAUAUCUAUGGUACAGCAUUCAGUCACAAUAAAUGAGAUGCAUGAGACGUACAUUUAUUCGAAACAAAAGAGCUACGAAUCUAUACCGGAGUAUCAUAGAGAAGAUUAGAAAAAAGUUAACUUUGUUGUGCAUUGAAAUGGAAGAUUCAGAUGUCAGUGAAUCCUUAAACAGUUUAAAUGAUUCUUUGAAUACAUCAGACAUUACUUUGGAAUAUCUAAAUGAUGUCGAAACUGAAAGGCGAAUUGUUCCUAUAGUUUAUCUCACAAUAUUGUGUAUCCUUGGGACGAUUGGAAAUAUGUUGAUAAUGUACGUUUAUUUGAUCAAAUUCAGGAGAAAAGCAACACAUCGUACGUUCAUUGUUGCACUAGCUAUUGCAGACUUCCUUGUAUGUAGUUUUGCUAUACCUUUUGAGAUAUUCCAAAUGACAAGGGAGUACACAUUUAAUGCCGAAUGGCUCUGUAAAUUUUUCCGCAUGUUUAAAAACAGUUUUACGUUAUCUUCUGCUUUAAUAUUAAUCGGACUGUCCGUUAAUAGAUACCGGUCAAUUUGUUAUCCUCUCAAAACCCAACUUACAUAUUGUCAAGCCUUAAAAUGUAUUGUGUGUCUAGUUUGCUUCGCCUCUGUUUUUGCUUCUCCAGAAAUAUUUUUGACUGGAAUAAAGAUACAUCAACUUGAAAACAAUUUAGUCGGUAAGGAUUGUUCAGAUUCAUCAGAGUAUGAACAUACAAUGUAUCCUAUGAUAUAUGGUACAACACAAAUGGUAUUAUACGUUCUCUGUACCAUAUCGUUAUUAGUCAUGUGUCUUUUGAUUGGACGACAGAUAAUGCGACAUGUUACGUUCCGUGACCAAUUUAGAUUGUCAAAAAUAUUUAAAACAACUUCGAAGGAAACCUCAGUUUCAACAUCAACGAUGGUUGGGAUAGAAAAAGGUUCAAGUACAAAGAAACGUGUGAAGGAUAGAUUAUUUAGUCACAAAAAACACAAAACAUCUUCCCAUAAAAGGAUAAAUUCACCAACAAAGGUGACACGGACAGCUCUUGUCGUUAGUAUAUGUUUCGUCAUUCUAUAUUUACCCUAUAUAACUAUGAAAAUACUUUCUGCUGUAACAGAAGGACACAUUAUGCCUCCUAGUAAAUUAGCGUCUAUCAUAAUGCCAACGCUUUCGAGGACACAUUUUAUGAACAAUGUUGUUAAUUUUCUUAUAUAUUUGAAAAUGGAUUUAUCGUUCAGAAGACAGUGCAAGGAAUUGUUGAUAUCAUUCAUUUCAAUAUUUGUCAAAAAAGUUAUAAUUCCUUAAAAUUAUAAUUGUAAAAG